AUGUGUGUCUCUAGGUUUUUUCAGGACACUCUUGACUUACUCCCACUCGGUCAUGCUGUAGUUCUUAUAGUCUUCUGUGGAGGCGGUUUAGGAUUUAUUGGAUGGACAAAACAAAGACUGGGCGACCCCCUUGUGAACGUCGCCUGCUCUCUUGCUUCGCUGUCGUCCAUUACCGUCUUGACUAAAGAAGGCGCAGUACAGAAUGGAGAUUUGUCGUUUGCUAAAAUUUUUCAGGUUUUGAAAAUGGUCGUGAUGGGUGUAGCUGCGGCCAUGGCUGUGUCGUUCAUGAUAUUUCCAAUAUCUGCGCGGAAAAAGCUACGGUCAAACCUCACUACUGUCACCGAGACGCUAGCAACGAUGCUAGCCUUGAUUACCGAGAGCUUCCUCACUGGAUCUGAAGAGGAGCUUCAAACUGAAGAAUACCUAAGUGCAGCUGCGCGCCAUAAGCAGGCAUACAGCCAGCUUGACAGACUAGUAAGAGAAGCGAAACUGGAGCAUUUUGUUGCAGGUACAGAGAGACAAUACAGGCUGGAGAAAAAACUUGUACGCUGGGUACAAGAUAUCACUCAUAACAUGGGCGGCUUGCGCAGUGCGGCUCUCCUGCAGUUUCAGUUGCUAAAGCAAACCAAACUUUCCAGGCCAGUGCAGUACAAUAGCGAAGCAGCAGUUACAAAUGGGAUUCACCGAGAAUCAUUACCUAGUCCAUGGUCACUACAUGAGGAGCGACCAAUUUUGGAGCCGAUAGAUGAGAGGCUGGAAGAAGAGGUCUCAGAUAUGGGAAGAGACAGGCCUAAUUCAAGUCCAGAAAGAGACAUUUCUGACUCAGAAACUGAUCACGUUCUUCUUCCUGCGGAUAUCUUCGCACUAUUUAUCGGUCAUUUAGGGCCUUCGAUGCGAUCACUUGCAUUCACUUUGAAAGAAAUCUUCAAGGAGAUUCCUUUCAGACCUGCACCGGAUUACAAAGUCGCAAUCAAUAGUAGGUUCCGCACCAGUCUUGACCGGGCACUUGAUCUCUAUCGAGGAUCCCGAGAAGAAGCGUUGAAGACGAUAUAUCGACAGAAGGAUGUCUUAAACAUCCAGACCUUGGAAGUUGAAGCGGAUCUUGAGGAAGUUGCAGCCAGUUGUGGCCAUUUUAGUUUUUCGCUUCUGGAGUUCGGUGAGCAGCUAAAGGAGCUGUUAGCAAUCCUUGAUGAGUUGCAACUUGAAGCUGAGGAGAGGCCCGAUGGCAGGUCCUGGAACUGGCUGAGGUUUUGGGGUCGACGAAAUGCUUGGGUAAGAGCAAAGGAUACCGAGCGGCCAUUGGUUGAAGCAGGUUUCGUACAAGGUAGUGUUGAACCUCAAUUGGUAGUCGGCAACGCUGAGCCGCACCGUAAGCAAUUGUUAUCAUCCCUCCAUCCGGGAAACGUGUCGGGAGAAAAGAGCUUCGGUUAUCGUAUCUGGAAGUCACUCAAGAUCUUUCGACGGGAUGACACCAAGUUUGCUAUCAAAGUAGGUACAGGUGCGGCACUCUAUGCUUUGCCAUCAUUUCUCCCGUCCACAAGACCGUUUUACUCUCACUGGAGAGGCGAGUGGGGUCUUUUGUCGUACAUGCUAGUUUGUUCGAUGACCAUCGGUGCUUCAAACACCACCGGUUAUGCCCGUUUCUUGGGUACCUGCUUAGGGGCACUCUGUGCCGUCGUGUCGUGGUAUGUGACAGGUGGGAACGUGUUUGGCCUCGCAUCUCUGGGGCUACUCAUGGCUACGUGGACGUCGUAUCUCAUAAUAGUCAAAGGGCAGGGUCCGAUGGGCCGCUUCAUUAUGCUUACUUACAACCUCUCGGUAUUGUACGCGUACUCCCUCAGCCAGAAGGAAGGGAACGAUGACCAGGACGAAGGGGGCGAAAGUCCGAUUAUAACUGAGAUUGCUCUUCAUCGUGUUGCAUCUGUUCUGUCUGGCUGUAUCUGGGGUAUUAUCAUCACACGAGUGAUUUGGCCUAUCAGCGCGAGGAAGAGAUUGAAAGAUGGUCUAAGUCUCUUAUGGCUUCGAAUGAGUCUGCUCUGGAAACGCGGCCCACUGUCUACCAUGACUAGCAACACAGAUAACUCGGUUUUCAUGAGCCCAAGGGAGAAAUUGGAGAUUGAACGAUUCCUUUCGCGCUUGGAGUCUCUUCAGGCGUCCGCCCGCUCCGAAUUUGAGCUGAAAAGCCCAUUCCCUGAUUUGGCAUACAGUAACAUUCUCCGCCGCACAAGGAGUAUGGUAGAUGCUUUUCUUGCGAUCAAUAUUGAGCUUGAUAAAAAUAUGACGGCAUCCGAAGGCGAGCUUAGUAUUCUCCAAUAUACCGACAAGGAAAGACAGCAAUUGUCGUCGCGCAUCAGCCAUCUAUUGUCAGCAUUGAGCAUGCCCGAGAUCGGCUUCUUGCCCGCCUUUUCCACUAUCGCAAGGAUCAUGGAGCAUCACGCCUGUCUACAGACGAGGACUAUGCGUUGUUGUAUGCUUAUAUCUUAG
Messenger RNA from Aspergillus oryzae RIB40, 2484 nucleotides. RefSeq lists its product as uncharacterized. The record is from RefSeq and is a predicted model, not a curated record. The transcript has 5 exons. Lineage: Eukaryota; Fungi; Ascomycota; Eurotiomycetes; Eurotiales; Aspergillaceae. Bases 1 to 2484 code for a protein of 827 amino acids.